Molecule: messenger RNA, 4210 nt
Organism: Epinephelus moara (kelp grouper)
Lineage: Eukaryota; Metazoa; Chordata; Actinopteri; Perciformes; Serranidae
Product: ubiquitin carboxyl-terminal hydrolase 2-like
Exons: 12
Coding region: 313-1524 (403 amino acids)
Biological process (GO): protein deubiquitination
Cellular component (GO): cytoplasm
Molecular function (GO): cysteine-type deubiquitinase activity
Source: RefSeq, a predicted model, not a curated record
CCCACAGCCCUUGAAGGCAGCGCCGGUCCUCACAGGGUGGGAGGGGGGUGUUUAUAACACGCAGUAAAAACUCCAACACACACACAACUGCGUGUGUUUUCCUCCAGCACAGACAGGUAGUGCACAGGUGCGGGACAGAGACAGAGACACCCACAACCCGCACACACAGCAGGACGACACACGGCCUGACUGCCUAUCGAUCGAUUACUAAUUGAUUAGUGACUUGAGCCUGUCAGCAGGAUCUCACUGUGUCCAACUGCAUUGGAUCACACUACCGUCCCGGUGUCGGACACAACAUUCAACAGCGCUGCCAUGCCUUCUCUGCGACACUCGUACACGGUGACGGUACCGGAGGAGCCGGCCGCUCUCCCCACAGACAAGCCCGAGCUGCGGCGGAAGAGUCCGUCGUUGUCCCGGUCCAAACUGGUGUCCACGUUCAUGGGUCUGAUCAUCAACCAGGCCAAGCACAAAGGUCCUCAAGGCCUGGUGGGACUGAGGAACCUGGGCAACACAUGUUUCAUGAACUCCAUCCUACAAUGCCUGAGUAACACUCCCGAGCUGAGGGAUUACUGCCUGAGAAACGUCCAUCGCACAGACCUCAACAACAACUGCAUGACGAACGCCGCUCUCAUGGAAGAGUUUGCCAAGCUGACUCAGAGCCUGUGGACGACUGUGAACAACGAGGCCAUCAGUCCCUCUGACUUCAGGAGCCAGAUCCAGAGAUACGCUCCCAAAUUUGUGGGCUGCAAUCAGCAGGAUGCCCAGGAGUUCCUGCGUUUCCUAUUGGACGGCCUCCAUAACGAGGUGAACAGAGUGACAGUGCGACCGAAGGUGUCUGUCGAGGACUUUGACCACCUCUCGGACGAUGAAAAAGGAAAGCGGAUGUGGAACAUGUACUUGGAGAGAGAAGACAGCAAAGUAGUGGAUCUGUUUGUUGGUCAGCUGAAGAGCUCUGUGACCUGCACUGUCUGUGGCUUCCGCUCCACUGUGUUUGAUCCAUUCUGGGACCUAUCCAUACCUGUUGCACAGAAGAGCACAGGCGAAGUGACUCUCAAAGACUGCUUGAGGCUCUUUACAAAAGAAGAUGUGUUGGACGGAGAAGAGAGACCGACGUGCAACAGAUGCAAAACCAGAAGGAAAUGCACCAAAAGAUUCAGCAUUCAGAAGUUCCCUCAGAUCCUCGUGCUUCACCUGAAGCGUUUUUCAGACUCCAACAUCCGAACCAGCAAACUCUCCACGUACGUCAACUUCCCUCUCAAAGAGCUGGACCUGCGGGAGUUCGCCUCAGAGAGUGGCGAGCGUGCUGUGUAUAACCUGUACGCAGUAUCCAACCACACGGGAAACGCUUUGGGAGGCCAUUACACAGCCUACUGCAAGAACCCGGCGCUGGGAGAGUGGUACAACUACAACGACGCCAGGGUGAGUCCAGUGUCCUCCAGUCAGGUUCGCAGCAGCAACGCCUACGUCCUCUUCUACGAGCUGGCCCCCACCCCACACAGCAAAUAUCAGACGUGUCGACUCUGACGCCGUGGAGGAGUUGACAAGCUGCACUGAACUGCUCUCAAGAAUGGAGUCAGACACUGCCUGCUGCAAGGGAGCUCCUCCUGGUGGAGAGAGUCCUGCCAUUACAGACUGUGAAUAUGGAGCACAAAGAGAACAAAACGCCAUCUGACCUUCCACUCAGUGUGUUUUUGAGAAAAGGGUGGAUGUGAAAGCACAUUCAAACUAAAGGAUGUCAAGCUGAGCUCAUAAGUUGAAUGGAACUUAAGUGACACUGGGAAAAUACUGUUAAAAGGGUGUGGAAAUUCAGCUCAAGAGGCAGCUGUUAGUCCAAUUAAAAUGCCUUUUUGGACAUCAAGAAGACCACCUUCACUCUAAGAAAAGACAUUUUACAGCUGUGCCUAGACCUGAAUCUACACCCACUUGAGUGGAUUUUUUUUUUCUUUUUUAAUGUACUUUGAACAUGGACUAUUAACCUUAAGGACAUUACUGUGUGAUGACAUUGCAGAGAUUUGCCUGACAUAGCAACUGCAAGACCUAAUUUAUUCUAUUUAACAUAAUGCCAGUAACUGAAAGUGCAUACUGUAUAUGUCAUUGAACAAAGCCUUAUGGUUUCCUCUUAGAACAGUGGAAAUCCACUACUGGAGUGAGGAUGUUUUAUGUCAGAGCACAUAUUAUUUUUGUACAGUAUUUAUGGACAGCACAGUGAAUGUAACUGUACUGUGGGAAAGCCAGACAUACCAAAGCAGCUGUAUAAAAAUGCAUCAACAAGACUUCUUUCAGCAAUAAUGCUGCUGAUUUUACAUCCAAGUCAAUUCAGAGAAUGAUUAGGAUUUAAAUAACUCACCAUGAAGAUCUGGCAUGAGAGGGCGAUACCCACAGACCUCAGAGAUGUCAUCCUUUGUAAAAAGUGAGGCAUGACAGAGUGUGGAAACUACAGUGGCGUCUCACUCCUGUCCACAACUGGGAAGAUUAAUGCCCACAUUUCUUUCAUAAGACUCCUCCCAUUAUCAGAAGAAGUCGUCCCUGAAUCAUAGUGCAGUUUCCGUCCUGCCUGUGGUACAACUGACCUGAUCCUUCAAGCUAGACAGUUACAAAAAAAUGAAAGGAAACAAAACCAACCAAUAGAACUGGCCUCCAUCGACCUUACCUAAGCAUUCGACUCUGUGAACCGUCAGGCCCUCUGGACAUUCCUGUCAAAGUGUGGAUGUCCAGAAACUCCAUUAGGAUUCUGAGGCUCCUUCACGUCAGCAUGUCAUGGCACAGAGACCAAACCUUUCAAGGUAGAUAUUGCCAUUAAACAAGGACGCAUCAUUGCCCAUAGCCUUUUCCUCACCUAUCACAGUUCCCCCCUGUGUCCAGAUCAUCUAUAAAUCAGAUGGCAAGCUGCUCAGCUCUUUUGAGACCAAGAUCUUUCACAUAUCCAUCGUGUGCUGCAGUAUGCAGACGAUAACAUCAUUAUAGUCCACACAAUUAAAGAUCUUCAGUGCACUCCCACCAGACUCCUCUGCAUCCCGCCAACAAUACCAAGCGACAGUAGCUCCUUUUACACCACCUGUUCAAGGUGGGAAUGUUGCUCCAUUAUUGCGCAUUGCCAUUCAGUCUCAGAAUGCGGGGAAGGAGUUGUCUGGCCUUUAAGCCGGCAGCAAAGGUAGUAACAGCAGAACCCUGGAAUGCUUUCUAAAAUCAUAGAGUGGGGCUGCAUUAUGCUUGCAUUUUUUGGUUCUGUGUAAAAAAGCAAAGCCAACAUAGUAAAGGGUUUUCCUUGCCUCCCAGUCAUGGGAUCUCUGUAAAAAAAAAAAAAAAAAAAAGAAAAGAAAAAAUGUGGACCAGGUCCUCUACCUUGGAAGUCACCUCUUCUCAUGGGCAGACAUUGGCCAUGAGGUACACCAGCACAUCUGCUGUGCCAGUGGGGCUGUUGCAAAGCUCCAUAGAAGAGUAUUUGAAAGCUCUGACUUGCUUGUAAAGGUCUACAAAGCAGUUAUCUUGCCCACUCUUUUAUACGGUGACAUCUGGAGUAAGCAUAUAAGAGUCGUGAGAGACAUUAAGUCCUACCACCAGAGAUGCCUACAAAAACUCUUGCGCAUCAGCUGGAAGGAGAAGCGCACUAAUGUCAGUGUUCAUUAGGAAGCAACCAUUGACAGAAUUGCCACCGACAUUAUUUGACACCAGACAAGAUGGACAGGCCAUGUAAUAUCGGACACACGCCUCCAGAAACUGUCCUAUAACUCACAACUAAAUGUUGGCCAACAAACAUCCCAAGGUCAGAAAAGGCAUUUCAAGAACAACAUUUUGAUCAGCCUCAAAAAUCACAUAAACAGAUCAAACUAUCUGGACAGAUUAUGCUAAAAACAGAACCCCAUGAACAGUUUACAUGAAGGAGCCACAUUCCAUAAAGACAAUCUCCGAAAUGCUGCCAGAGUUGAGCAGCAGCAAAAGAAGAGUCCCCACCAAAAAGACUCUCCAUAUUCCACUUCCAGCACCUCACAUCAAUGCCCACACUGCAAGAAAGUUUGUGGCUGUGGUUGUUGAAUUGUUCUCUUCAGCCAUUUGAGACCUACAAAAUGGAUGCCCCAGGGGGACUAUCAUGAGCUACCGCCAAUGAUGAGGACUGUGGGAAAGCCAGACUUACCAAAGCUGCUGUAUAAAAAUGCAUCAACAAUUCUUUCCCAGCAAUAAUGUUGCUGACUUGACAUGUAAGUCAGUUCAA